AAGAUGAUACCUGUCAUUGGACAGGGAGGAAAAAUUAGACACUAUGUGUCCAUUGUCAGAGUGUGCAAUGGCAACAAUAAGGGUGAGAAAAUAGCUGAAUGUGUUCAGUCUGACACUCAUACAGAUAAUCAGGCAGGCAAACAUAACGACAGGAGAAAAAGCUCACUAGAUUUCAGAACUGCUGCCUCUCCAACAAGCAAAGUUUCCAGCCAGAGACGACGCUCCUCCAUGGCCCGGAUACAUUCCAUGUAGAUUGAGGUGCCCAUCACCAAGGCAGCAAUCGAUAUCAUCAGUGCUGCCCAGAAAAGCAGUCCCAUGCCUGUGACAGAAGCCUUAGAUCGUGUGGUGGAAAUUCUAAGAACCACUGAAUUAUAUUCAGCACAAUUCGAUGCUAAGGACGAUGAUCCUCAUGCCAUUGACCUUGUUGGGGGCUUAAUGUCUGAUGUUUUGCAAAGACCAUCCAGGAAUGAGUAUGUUCUUUCAACAAAAAACCUUCAACUCGGGCCAUGGAAAAUGAGGAAUCCUGGGACUGUAGACGACGCUCCUCCGUGUUCAACUCGGGCCAUGGAAAAUGAGGAAUCCUGGGACUUUGAUAUUUUUGAACUGGAGGCUGCCACUGAUAAAAGGCCUUUGAUUUAUCUUGGUCUCAAAAUAUUUGCUCGCUUUGGAGUCUGUGAAGUCUUGAAAUGCUCUGAGACAACGCUGAGAUCGUGGCUGCAAAUUAUCGAAGCCAAUUAUCAUGCUUCUAACCGCUACCACAAUUCUACACAUUCUGCCCAUGUGCUUCUUCACGCCACUGCCUAUUUUCUCUGCAAAGAGAGGAUAAAGCAAACUUUAGAUCCACUUGAUGAGGUCGCUGCCCUCAUUGCAGCCACUGUCCAUGACCUGGACCACCCCAGGAGAACCAACUCCUUCCUGUGCAAUGCUGGGAGUGAACUGGCCAUUCUGUAUAAUGACACUGCUGUGCUCGAGAGCCACCACUCAGCCUUGGCCUUCCAGCUGACCACUCCUGAUGAUAAAUGCCACAUCUUCAAAAACAUGGAGACGGAUGGCUACUGGACACUGCGCCAAAGUAUUAUCGACAUGGUCUUAGCCACAGAAAUGACAAAGCACUUUGAACACGUCAACAAAUUUGUCAAUAGCAUCAAUAAGCCCUUGGCAGCAUUAGAGGAAGAUGUGGAAACUGAUAAAAAUCAAGAAGCCAUAAUCACUAUGCUCAGAACUCCAGACAACCGCACUCUGAUCAAACGAAUGCUGACUAAGUGUGCUGAUGUGUCCAAUCCCUGCCCACCCCUGGAGCAGUGCACUGAGUGGGCCGCACGUAUCUCAGAAGAAUGUUUUUCUCAGACUGAUGAAGAGAAGUGACAGGACUUGCCUGUGGUGAUGCCAGUUUUUGACAGAAAUACCUGCAGCAUCCCCAUCUCUUUCACUGACUAUUUCAUCACAGACAUGUUUGCUGCUUGGGACGCCUUUGUAGACCUGCCUGAGUUAAUGCAGCAUCUUGACAACAAUUUUAAAUACUGGAAGGGACUGGACGAAAUGAAGCUGCGGAGCCUCCGCCCACCUCCUGAAUAGUGGGCGACACUGACUGGGGCCCUGACGCUGUGUCCCUCCAGUCACUUGGGAUUCCUGAGGGCAGUCAGAGUUCCUUGCUCCUUUCGUCCCCCGGUCUGCAGAGCCUGGAAGAGCACACACGGACGUCGGCAACCUUCUGUAGCCACCAUCUGAUGCCACUGCCAUACAGUGAGACUUGGUCCACUCAAGGUACCUGCGCCUGCUGCGGGGGCUCUUCAGAAAGUCACGUGAGAACCACGGUUUGCAUUCGCGUCCAUUAAAACAU
This is a messenger RNA of Physeter macrocephalus (sperm whale), 1840 nucleotides long. Its product is annotated as high affinity cAMP-specific and IBMX-insensitive 3',5'-cyclic phosphodiesterase 8A-like. Lineage: Eukaryota; Metazoa; Chordata; Mammalia; Artiodactyla; Physeteridae. Gene Ontology annotation, biological process: positive regulation of ERK1 and ERK2 cascade; signal transduction; cellular response to epidermal growth factor stimulus. The record is from RefSeq and is a predicted model, not a curated record. Gene Ontology annotation, molecular function: 3',5'-cyclic-AMP phosphodiesterase activity.